CUCAGAAGACCUGCUUUUACUAUGCUUUCACCAUAGUCAGACAUAGAAAGUUACAGUUUAAUUACUAAAAUCCUAAUUCGCCGGUCAAGUCUUUAGGUUACUUGUGUAAUGAACAGAGACUAACAUGUUCGAGUCGAACGCUUACGUCUCCAUGACAACCUUUAAUGUAAGGGAACCCGGAGGAUCAAACGUAACGAGUUCGCGGAAGUCGUGGAGUUGUUAAACGUCACUAGAGUUUGACUAGUUUGACCUGACUGAAAUAACAACAAGUCCGACAUCUAAAACGAAAUUACAACUUUACGUAACUUUACAGGCAAAACAUUUCAAGUAUGUUUAAGAACUGGGGAACUUGGCUUGGAAUAGAACACGAUAAUGACCAAGUUAAGCAAGAAAGCGAGUCUGAUGUUGAUAAUAAUGGCGACAAGAAGCCAGAAGUAAGCCCAGCAACUGGACCUGCGGAGGCUCAGCAGGGCAGCCACGGAGAUGCCCAACGUCCUCAGCUUGUCCAGAAGACUAAAGGCUUCAGUGAAUACAUUUAUAGCUUUGCCAGCAGUGCCUCGAAGAAAUUUUCUGAGUCUGUUGCUGAAACAGCACAAACCUUAAAGAAAAGUGUGGAGGAGGGGAAGAUUAAUGGGAUUAUGGAUAAGACAAUUUUGGGUGAUUUCCAGAAAGAACAGGAGAAGUUUGUUCAAGAGAAAAAAGCAAAGAAGUCUGGCGCAGCUUUACCACCUUGGGUUGGUUACAAUGAAGAGGAGACAAUGCAACAACAAAUUUUAGCUCUUUCAUCUGACCAAAGAAAUUUUUUGCGAGACCCUCCUGCUGGAGUACACUUUCACUUUGACUUUGAGCAAAUGUAUCCUGUUGCCAUGGUGAUGCUAGAGGAAGAUGAGCUGCUCAGGAAAAUGCGCUUCCAUCUGGUCCCAAAACAGGUGAAAGAGGAAGCCUUCUGGAAAAAUUACUUCUAUCGUGUGUCCUUGAUAAAACAGUCAGCUCAGCUCACAGCCCUGGCAGCACAACAGGCAGCUGAGUGGAAAGACAAGGAGAAAGCUGGCUCAAGUCCUGAGGCUGUUCAUCAAAAUGAUGGUGUUAAAAGGAAAGGAGCCCCUGCCAUCAGCAGUUCCAAACCAAAAUCCAGUGAGGAUGAAGAGGAGAUUUCCACCAGUCCACCUGUCGCUGAAUUUGUGAGUGACGCUUUUGACUCAUGCAAGAUAAAUGAAGACGACCUACGCAAAGAAAUGGAACAACUAGUUCUAGACAAGCGGGAACAUGCAAAUCCACAGUCGGCAUUGGGUUUUUCAGCAGAAACUGCAGACUGGGAGAGGGAGCUGCAGGAAGAGCUCCAGGAGUACGAUGUGUUGGCGGAAGACGAAAACCACGAUGAAGGCUGGGACAAGGAGAUUGAGGACAUGCUAAAGGAGGACAGUUAGAGGGUGUCCACAGUCUGACAGUCCACUACAGCCUUUUCUGUUUGAAGGACACCUGCCAACAGUUGUUACAGUCCCAGUGCAAUACUCCCAAGGUAUUUAGUGUAAUUCUACAAAACCUUGUAACUACUUCAGUAUAUUUUAGGACACAGUUCAUCCUCUGACUGAGCCAUUCUUUUUAUAAAAAUGAAACAUAUUCUUGUUGGUUAAUUGUAAAGUAUAGUAACCUCUUAAUGUCACUUGUUUAUGCAAUACUGUAAAUAAUGGCAUACACAGUGAACUUUAUAUGAAAUGGACCAAAGAACUUAGGAACGUAUUUGUUUGAUCAAAAUGAUUAAAUGAAUGAUUGAACAUAUUUUCGACCAAAAGCAUUGUCUAUACAUGCACACACGCAUGCACACACACCUACACACACACACACACACACACACACGGGAUGACUGAUAUAAUGUACUUUGAAGAUAUGCCAGUGCAAACAAGCUCCCUUCUUCCUGUUUAUAUCAGAAACUACUCAAAUUCCAUUGUCUUUUGUGUCUGUACUUAUGUACCGUGCAGGCUGCAUUGUAUUGUUACAUUUGAUUAAACUUUAUCAUGUAUUACUGCCUAAA
Sphaeramia orbicularis (orbiculate cardinalfish) is the source of this 2032-nucleotide messenger RNA. RefSeq names its product synapse-associated protein 1. Lineage: Eukaryota; Metazoa; Chordata; Actinopteri; Kurtiformes; Apogonidae. The transcript is spliced from 9 exons. The record is from RefSeq and is a predicted model, not a curated record. Gene Ontology annotation, biological process: regulation of short-term neuronal synaptic plasticity; TORC2 signaling. Gene Ontology annotation, cellular component: nucleus; synapse; cytoplasm. The coding region runs from base 330 to 1427 and encodes 365 amino acids.